This is a messenger RNA of Thlaspi arvense, 354 nucleotides long. The record is from the annotation of a GenBank genome assembly. NCBI's taxonomy places the organism in Eukaryota, Viridiplantae, Streptophyta, Magnoliopsida, Brassicales, Brassicaceae.
AUGAUUGUUUCUCAGGAUGAGGAUGAGGUGAAUUUAGUCCGUUGGUUUAAGACUAACUUGGAAAUGAAUAUGGUGGAUGGGAUCCUCGAUCCAUGCCUAAUGAACAAAAUAGCACCAGAAUGUUUGAGGGAAUAUGUGAAUAUUGCAGUGAAUUGCGUGAGAGAUGAGGGGAUCGAACGGCCAACUAUUGAGGAUGUUCUGGGAAGCCUCAAGUGUGCCCUGCAGCUGCAGGAAAAGUGGGAGUAUUCUAAGGAGUUGGGUGAUGAAAUUGACAAAAACAUGGGAAGUGUUGGAGGAAUGAGUUGUGCAAGCUUAGGAGAUUCCGAUUAUCUUUCUUCUAAUCUUCUUCGUUAA